AUGGGGAAUGUUAUUGACACGAUUGAAACGGCUGAUUUUGAAACCAGUGCUUAUGAUAUCAACUGCCAUAGCUUCUCUUGGACGUUUGAAAACCUUCGUUCUUUAAAACAAGGAGUGGGAAAGUGUAUAAAGAGUAACAAGAUAGAUUUGGAAGUUAACGGUGAGCCCGAAAAAUGGCAAGUUCUGCUUUAUCCUGAUGGCUUUAAUGAAAGAGUAAAAGGAUAUUUCUCACUUUGGAUUAAAAAGUUAUCAGAAACAGAGAGAAAUGUGUCGGUUUGUGGUGAAAUUUACAAUUCAGAAUCCAAAUUAAUUGUUAAAAAAUGGACAUACGAUUCCCUGGCUUUGGAAAAUGUUCUUGGAUGGACAGCAUUUUGCAAGCGCAGCCUCCUUGAGCAAGAUGAAGUAAUUCUGAGCGAUGGGAUCUUUAAAGUUGACAUCACAGUGGCCUUUUACACAGCCAAGAAGAAUGUCCAUGAAUCUCUUGAAGAUUUUGAUACUGACAAAGUGAAGAGAUCAACUGAUGUAUGUAGGUCUUUGAAAAGUCUUCUAGUUGCUGAAACUUUCUCUGACGUAACUAUUGUGGCAGGCGAUGAAGAAAUAAAGGCGCAUAAAGCCAUCUUGAGUGCAAGAUCUGAAGUUUUUCACCAGAUACUCAAAAUAAGAUCCACACUUAAAAACUCUUAUAAGCUAACAUUCGACAAUUUGUCUAAAGAAGCCAUAAGAGAAAUGAUUCGAUUCAUUUAUGCUGGCGAAAUGGGUAACGUUUCCUUUGAGGUGGCUUGUGAACUUUUCUAUGCUGCUGACAAGUAUCAAAUAAAACUUUUGAAAAAAACAUGUUCAAAGAUAUUAGCCAACAAUUUGAAUCAAGAUAAUGUAUUUCGGGUUCUCAUCUUGGCAGACCGACACAUUUCGAUUAAGUUGAAAGACUCGUGUCUUAGGUAUAUAACAAGCAAUGCUGCGGAGAUUCAAAAACAGAUAGGAUGGAAUGAAUUGUUGCUGAAGAAUCCAAAAUUAGCUAACACUGUUAUUCAAGCUUUAGCUUUCAAAAGACGAGGAACGAUUUAA
Messenger RNA from Argiope bruennichi, 1065 nucleotides. Its product is annotated as protein roadkill-like. Lineage: Eukaryota; Metazoa; Arthropoda; Arachnida; Araneae; Araneidae. Gene Ontology annotation, biological process: regulation of proteolysis; proteasome-mediated ubiquitin-dependent protein catabolic process. The transcript has a single exon. The record is from RefSeq and is a predicted model, not a curated record. Gene Ontology annotation, cellular component: cytoplasm. Gene Ontology annotation, molecular function: ubiquitin protein ligase binding. The coding region runs from base 1 to 1065 and encodes 354 amino acids.